Molecule: messenger RNA, 2777 nt
Organism: Abrus precatorius (Indian licorice)
Lineage: Eukaryota; Viridiplantae; Streptophyta; Magnoliopsida; Fabales; Fabaceae
Product: sucrose synthase 7-like
Exons: 15
Coding region: 45-2777 (910 amino acids)
Biological process (GO): sucrose metabolic process
Molecular function (GO): sucrose synthase activity
Source: RefSeq, a predicted model, not a curated record
UUCAUUUAGUUUUUGCCACUAAGUAAUUGUUUUGUUUCCAUCAAAUGGCUUCUACCUUGAAAAGAUCAGAUUCAAUCACAGAUAGCAUGCCUGAUGCCUUGAGGCAAAGCCGUUUCCAUAUGAAGAAAUGCUUUGCUAGGUUUGUUGCAAGUGGGAAAAGGUUAAUGAAACAUCAACAUAUAAUGGAGGAUGUGGAGAGAACAGUUGAAGACAAAGUUGAGAUGAAAAAGCUUUUAGAGGGCAUGUUGGGUUACAUCCUCAGUAGCACUCAGGAAGCAGCUGUUGUGCCACCAUAUGUUGCUUUUGCAGUGAGGCCUAAUCCUGGCUUUUGGGAAUUUGUGAAAGUGAAUGCAGACGAUUUGCAAGUAGAAGGCAUUGAGGUUGUGGAAUACUUGAAGUACAAAGAAAUGAUAUUUGAUGAGAAAUGGGCUAGUGAUGCAAAUGCUUUGGAGCUAGAUUUUGAAGCUAUUGAUUUCACCACCCCUCGCAUGGCUCUUUCUUCUUCUAUUGGCAAUGGUCUAAACUUCACCACUAAGAUCUUGACCUCAAGAUUGAGUGAAAGCACUCACUCAAAUCCAUUGCUUGAUUACUUGUUGAGCCUUAACCAUCAAGGAGAGAGUUUUAUGAUCAAUGACACCUUGAAUACCAUGCCAAAGCUUCAGCAAGCAUUGAAAAUAGCUGAAGCGUAUGUAUCUGCACUCCACAAAGACACACCAUACCAGAAAUUUGAAGACAGGUUCAAGGAAUGGGGAUUCGAUAAAGGGUGGGGAAACACUGCAGGAAGGGUUAAAGAGACAAUGAGAAUGCUUUCUGAGGUACUAGAAGCAGCAGACCCAGUGAAAUUGGAAUCACUUUUCAGUAGGGUUCCAAAUAUGUUCAACAUUGUUAUUUUCUCUGUUCAUGGAUACUUUGGCCAAGCAGAUGUCCUUGGAUUGCCAGAUACUGGAGGCCAGGUGGUAUAUAUUCUUGAUCAAGUAAAAGCCUUUGAGGAGGAGUUACUCCAAAAGAUUGAGCUGCAAGGCCUUAAUGUGAAGCCUCAGAUUCUUGUGGUAACUCGUCUUAUACCGGAUGCAAGAGGGACCACAUGUAACCAAGAAAUGGAACCUAUCAUCAAUACUAAGCACUCUCACAUUCUUAGAGUCCCUUUCUGGACAGAGAAUGGAAUUCUUCGCCAAUGGGUCUCCCGUUUUGAUAUCUACCCUUAUUUAGAAAGAUUUGCUCAGGAUGCUACUGCCAAGAUUCUUGAACUCAUGGAAGAGAAGCCUAACCUCAUUAUUGGAAAUUACACUGAUGGAAACUUGGUGUCAUCCUUGAUGGCUUCUAAACUUGGAGUAACUCAGGCAACCAUUGCUCAUGCUUUGGAGAAAACCAAAUACGAAGAUUCAGAUGCCAAAUGGAAGGAGUUCGAUGAGAAGUACCACUUUUCAAGUCAGUUCACUGCUGACAUGAUUUCAAUGAAUGCAGCUGAUUUUAUCAUAACUAGCACAUACCAAGAGAUUGCAGGAAGCAAGAGCAAGCCAGGACAGUAUGAAUCCCACACUACAUUUACAAUGCCUGGACUUUGUCGCGUAGUUUCAGGCAUCAAUGUGUUUGAUCCAAAGCUCAACAUUGCUGCCCCUGGAGCUGAUCAAUCUGUUUACUUCCCUUUCGCCGAGAAAGGGAAGCGAUUGAUCACAUUUCAUCCUGCCAUUGAAGAACUACUUUAUAGUAAGGAUGACAGUGAAGAACAUAUAGGAUUUUUGGAAGACAUGAAGAAACCAAUCAUUUUCUCAAUGGCCAGGCUUGACAAAGUGAAAAACCUUAGUGGCCUAGUUGAGUGGUAUGCAAAGAACAAAAGGCUUAGGAGUUUGGUGAACCUUGUGGUUGUUGGAGGAUUCUUCAAUCCAUCCAAAUCCAAAGAUAGAGAAGAAACUGAAGAGAUCAAGAAGAUGCAUUUCUUGAUGAAGGAGUACAAUCUUAAGGGUCAGUUCAGGUGGAUUGCAGCACAAACCGAUCGCCAUCGAAACGGAGAGUUGUACCGUUGCAUUGCAGAUUCAAAGGGAGCUUUUGUGCAACCCGCAUUGUAUGAAGCAUUUGGUCUCACAGUCAUUGAGGCAAUGAACUGUGGAUUGCCUACUUUUGCAACAAAUCAAGGAGGACCAGCUGAAAUCAUAGUUGAUGGAGUCUCAGGUUUUCAUAUUGAUCCUUAUAAUGGAGAUGAAUCAAGCAACAAGAUUGCUGACUUCUUUGAAAAGUGCAAGAAUGAUUCUGAAUAUUGGAACAGAAUGUCAAAAGCUGGUCUUCAGAGAAUCAAUGAAUGCUAUACAUGGAAGAUAUAUGCUAACAAAGUAUUGAAUAUGGGAUCAGUUUAUGGAUUUUGGAGAAGGUUGAACAAGGAGCAAAAAUUGGCAAAGGAAAGAUACAUCCAUAUGUUCUAUAAUCUUCAAUUCAGGAACUUGGCAAGAAAGGUACCCAUUCCUAGUGAGCCACCCCAAGAACCUUCACAAAUGCCAAAAUCUCUUGUUCUAGCCAAAAGAUCAGCACCAAAAGCACGUCCUAGUAAAGUUCCAGAGCCUGCAAAAUUUGAAGCUCCUCUACCCCGAUUAACAGCACUACUACCACCAAAAAUUGAAGAUCACCCAACACCAAGUGAUAAAGAUGUGAACAAGGGAACGUCCAUUGCAGAAGAAAGUGGUGGAUUCUUUGGAUUACGUUGGCUGGUUUCCAUAAUUGCUUUUGUGUUCAUCAUCCAUUACUUCUUUAAGUAUUUGGACCAUCUGUUCUCAUGGGAGCAAUAA